This is a messenger RNA of Grammomys surdaster, 2620 nucleotides long. It is a transcript of the gene Gramd2b, whose product is annotated as GRAM domain containing 2B. Lineage: Eukaryota; Metazoa; Chordata; Mammalia; Rodentia; Muridae. The transcript is spliced from 14 exons. The record is from RefSeq and is a predicted model, not a curated record. Bases 116 to 1453 code for a protein of 445 amino acids.
CUGCAUGGCAGGCGCUGUAACAAGCUGAAAUACAGCACUUUUCACUUUAUUUGAGAGCUCUAGAAAUGAGCUUUUGAGCUGAUGCUUUGGAGUGGUGGUGGUGGCCAAGACCAGAAUGGUGAAGAAACGUCUUUCCUCCAGAGACAAUGUGUUCAAGUUCGACAUUCCCAGCAACCUGAAGACCAGUCCUGAGGCCCCACACAGCUCCACUGACAGCCCAAGCUCCGUGUUUCUCAGCUCAGAGGCUGAGAAUGGUGUGGAAGACAGAAAGAGGGUCAGCAAGUCGCCAACAGCCCAAUCUCCUACCUCAUCUGUGGAGGCCGAGUCCCCGGACCAGAAGAGAAGCAUUGGCCUGUGGUCAAAAUCCAGUUUUGAUGGUUCCAAUCUGUUGAGUGAUAAGAAUGACUGCAAAACUGAAAACAAGACUGACUCUAAGACCGAAAGAAAAAAGUCUUCAUCCUCCAGCCAGUACAAGGCGAACAUGCACUUUCACAAGUUAUUCCUUGAUGUCCCAACUGAAGAGCCACUGAGGCAAAGCUUUACCUGUGCUCUCCAGAAAGAAAUUCUAUACCAAGGAAAGCUCUUUGUGUCGGAAAACUGGAUUUGUUUUCAUUCCAAGGUCUUUGGAAAAGACACUAAGAUCUCUAUCCCAGCUUUCUCGGUAACCUUGAUCAAGAAAACCAAAACUGCCCUCCUGGUGCCAAACGCCCUGAUCAUAGCAACAGUCACAGACAGGUACAUAUUCGUUUCCUUGUUGUCCAGAGACUCAACAUACAAACUGAUAAAAUCUGUGUGCGGACACCUAGAGAACACAAGUGUCGGUAACAGUCCCAAUCCAUUUUCUGCUGAAAAUAGUUACCGGGCAGAACGCCCUUCAUCUCUGCCUCUGGAUUUCAAUGAUGAAUUCUCAGACUUGGAUGGAGUGGUUCGACAACGAAGGCAAGACCUGGAAGGGUACAGCAGCUCCGGCUCCCAGACUCCAGAAUCUGAGAACUCUCGAGACUUCCAUGUGACUGAAUCUCAGACAGUUCUGAAUGUCACAAAGGGAGAAACAAAACCAUCUCGGACAGAUGCCCAUGUGAGCAGAGCACCUGAUGGAAAAGCCAAGAUCCUGCCUGCCCAUGGUCAAUCAGAAACUCUUGGGAUUUUACAUAAAAUGGAGUCUCGGAAGUGCCCGACUCUCCAUCAUAUCCUUAUAUUCUAUGCAAUUGUUGUCUGUGUGCUGAUCCUCUCCACCUUCUACAUGAGAUACAGGAUUAACACUCUGGAGGAGCGCCUGGGGUCCUUGACGUCCAUCAUGGAUCCCCACAGUACUGAGCAGGCAGUCCCAUCCGGCCUGGGAUCACAAGUACAGUUAAAUGUAGAAGUCCUCUGCCAAGAACUAACAGCUAACAUAGUGAAAUUAGAAAAGAUACAAAACAACUUACAGAAGCUGCUUGAGAAUGGUGAUUGAGUGACCAGCUGCUGGGGCCAACAUAAUACCUCACGUUCUCCCUUGAAGAAGGUGCUUCUCCAGAGUCUGUUGUGCGCCCCCUGCUGGCCAGAGGCGUAAGAUGCUGAGAAUCCAGAUUUGUUUGCACUUGGAGGUCUCCAGCUCAGGAAGUGGGGGGAAGGGGAAUGAGUUUGCUUUUGUGCAAUAAAAGUUGACCUUGUCUCUGCUGCUGCCUGAAGAUAACAGACCCAUCUCGGGAGGUGAGCAAGGUCCCGGAGGACACCUGUAGCGCUCGGGUUAUGGUAACGGUCAGUAAACACAGCACUCCAUGCUUUUUAGCCUUUUCUCAGCCUUCUUUUUGCUGUCUUUAUCCAUCCCAAUCAGCCUUCAGACCUAAGGGGUACACUGUAUACCAACAAACUCAAAAUGGUCCUUUAAAGAAUUAGCCACAAGCCUCCAACAAGGUGGUGAAUAUCUCCUAACGAACAGGCUUGCUUCAAACACCUGCAAUUCUGUGGGUUUGGUUGGUUUUUGUUCCCCCUUCUACUCUUAUGUUCUGAUUUCUUUCAUCUAUGCAUUUUAAUUUUCCAAUUCAGUUCCGUGAGCAUGUCCAGUAAAGUGAAUUAAAUGUCCCAUCUGCGUUGUGCUGUCUUGUUCCCAUGACUAGUACUUAAUUAGAGUGAUUCUCCCCAACCUCCUGUCAGGAAUCUUUGAGGUGUGACACUGAAAUACUAAAUCAGAUUCACUCUGAAACCAAAACUAAUCUUUCAGCCAAAAGUUGUCAUAGUAAUUUAAUAUGGGGUAGAAAGCCCCGUUUCUAGGACUGUAAGUGGAGUACAGUAGCAGCUUAGAAGCAGGAUGCCUGUGUUGGACUCUAAAGCUCAUUUCAGCAUGGUAAUUGGAUGUCUGUCUCCUACAAUAAAGCAAUAAGUGGUGGUCUGCUAACUUUACUUACAGUAUGGGGUUGGCCGGUUUUUAUUAAUAAUUAUUUAGGAUACCAUAAGAUCUGUAAGUAUAAAACAUUCUAUCUGCAAUGCAUUUUAUAAUCAUUUCUAUGAAAUGUAUUUUGUUUAAUCAGAUAAGCUAAUAAGCAGAUUGGUUAUGUCCUGUGUAUUUGUCAGGGUACUGGGUAACUGCCUGGUGCACCGGCUUUUAAUAAAUACUCAUUGCCUAAGGCACUCUAGUUAA